This is a messenger RNA of Nematostella vectensis (starlet sea anemone), 2314 nucleotides long. Its product is annotated as autotransporter adhesin BpaC. Lineage: Eukaryota; Metazoa; Cnidaria; Anthozoa; Actiniaria; Edwardsiidae. The coding region runs from base 90 to 1562 and encodes 490 amino acids. The record is from RefSeq and is a predicted model, not a curated record. The transcript is spliced from 3 exons.
UAAUGGGAAAGGGAAAACAUUUAUGGAAGGCUUUUAUCUGAACCUUGAGCGUUUUGUUGUUUUACAAAACGGAAUCAUUUAAUUUCGCUAUGGUUUUGCUAAGUGCUUGGUUAAUCUUUAUUUCAAAUUUUCUAACAAAAACAGACUGUUUUGACGCGUUUACUGUCAGCGAGAAGGUCUUGGUGAGUUCUGCUAAGGCUUCGUGGCUCUUAACCUCGCUUGAGUGGUACCAUUGCCUCCUCGCCUGCCAAGAAAAUCCUCUCUGCGUUUCGUACAACUAUCGGGGAGAAAAACAAGAAUGCGAGCUCAGCACUGAAGGCCUUCUAGCUCAAUGUGAUAAAGACAAAGUUUUACACUUUGAGAGAGGAGCGAUAUUCAAUCAGAUUCGGCUUUUUGUUUCCAAGAUUGACGAAAAACGAGGUGCUAUUAAAGAAACGCAUUGCAAAACCGAGUCUUCUUCUAACGUGACCAAUAGCACGGCCGAAGGAACGAAUAGCACGACUGGAGGGGCAAAUAGCACGACUAGAGGGACGAAUAGCACGACAGGAGGGACGAAUAGCACGACUAGAGGGACGAAUAGCACGACAGGAGGGACGAAUAGCACGAUUGAAGGGACGAAUAGCACGACUGCAGGGACGAAUAGUACGACUAGAGGGACGAAUAGCACGACUGCAGGGACGAAUAGCACGACAGGAGGGACAAAUAGCACGACUGGAGAGACGAAUAGCGCGACUGAAGGGACGAAUAGCACUACUAGAGGGACGAAUAGCACAACAGGAGGGACAAAUAGCACGACUGGAGAGACGAAUAGCGCGACUGAAGGGACGAAUAGUACGACUGGAGGGACGAAUAGCACGACUGCAGGGACGAAUAGCACGACAGGAGGGACAAAUAGCACGACUGGAGAGACGAAUAGCGCGACUGAAGGGACGAAUAGCACGACUAGAGAGACGAAUAGCACGACAGGAGGGACGAAUAGCACGACAGGAGGGACAAAUAGCACGACUGGAGAGACGAAUAGCGCGACUGAAGGGACGAAUAGCACUACUAGAGGGACGAAUAGCACGACAGGAGGGACAAAUAGCACGACUGGAGAGACGAAUAGCGCGACUGAAGGGACAAAUAGCACGACUGGAGAGACGAAUAGCGCGACUGAAGGGACGAAUAGUACGACUGGAGGGACCAAUAGCACGACAGGAGGGACAAAUAGCGCGACUGAAGGAACGAAUAGCACGACUGGAGGGACGAAUAGCACGACUGGAGGGACGAAUAGCACGACUGGGGGGUUGAAUAGCACGACUGGAGGGACGAAUAGCACGACUGGAGGGACGAAUAGCACGGCCGAAGGGACGAAUAGUACGACUGGAGGGACGAAUAAUACUGCUGGAGGUACGAAUAAUAAGACUGGAAGGACGAAUAAUACGACUGGAGGGUUGAAUGGCACGACUGAAGGAAAGAAUAGCUCGACUGGAUGGACGAGUAAUACGGUCGGAGGGACGAAAAGCACGACUGGAGGGACGAGAGGGGAGCGAUAUUCAACCAGAUCCGGGCCUUUUAUUUAAAGAUUAAUGAAAAACAUGGCGCUACACAAGAAAUAAAUGGCACGGCCCAAAAGACUAAUAACACGACCGAGAUAACGAAUGGCACGACAGACAUGACAAAUAACACGACCGAAAUGACGAAUAACACGACCGAGAUAACGACUAGCACGACAGACAUGACGGGUAACACGACCGAAAUGACAAAUAGAACGACCGAUAUGACGGAUAACACGACAGACGUAACGAAUAGCACGACAGACAUGACGAAUAGCUCAAUCGAAAUGACGAAUAGCACGACUGAUGUAACGGAUAACACGACCGAAAUGACGAAUAGCACGACUGAUGUAACGGAUAACACGACCGAAAUGACUAAUAGCACAACCGUCACGACGGAUGGCACGACUGUUUUGACGAGAGAUAUUACGACCAAAGAGACAAAUGAAACGACGAACAACACGACCGAAAUGACAAAUAGCACAACCGUCACGAAGGAUUGCGAGACAGUUAUGACGAGAAAUAUUACGACCAAAUAGAUGAGACGACUGAAAUGACGAACAUAACGGCCGAAAUGACGAAUAGUACGACCAAAAAGAUGAAUAACACGACCGAAAUGACGAAUAACAGGACCAAUAUGACGAAUAGCACGGCCGGAGGGGCCGAAUGACACGACUGAGAUGACGAAUAACAUGACUGAAAAAAUGAAUGCUACCACCGAAGGAAAUAAUGGCACUACCAAAAACACGACCGAUAGUGUGCCGGAGAGCAUGGAAUCA